AUGACGCUUGGCAUUAUCAAGUAUCCAGUGCCUAGAACAUUCCUGUCGUCCUUCACCGAGCAGGCGUCAUCUGGGAAACAAACUGGAUCAACGAAAUUGACAAAUGGAAAGAAAGGGAUUCAUAUGAGAAAAAUAGCCCGGGCUGAUGCAGAUUCUGGUUAUUCACUCCAUUCUACUGAUUCUGAUGAGCAGGUUGGAAUAGUACCCCAGGGGCUUGAACGCUGCACAUCUUUACCCCAGGAAGUUUUGCAAAAUGGAGAGGCAAUCUGUGGGAAUCCAGGAAAAGGAUCUUCUGGGAAGCUUGGAUCCAGACCUUUGGAAAACAAAGGAAAUAAACUAAAAAAGAAAGGACACCCCAAAAAUGCCAUUCCUAAACCUUCUAUGAACAUGUAUGGACUCAGAUGUCUGAUCAAUGCCCAAAGUUCUCAUAGCAUUUCUGAUUUUGGUCCUCCAGGCUUUAUUCAUGGCAUAUCCUCCACACUGAUUCUCUCUUCUCCUGAUCCAACUCCACCUUCUGAAGUUCAAUCUGAGGUUCAGGUUCCCCCACAAAGUGGGGCAGUUUCUGUGACCACUACUAAUGUUCCAGUGCAAACCAUCACCACUAAUCCUUCUCAUGCAUCUUAUCUGCCAACAGCUAGGGAAAAUAACCAAGCUCUUCCAGUAGUUCAGCCAUUAAUCCAUGAUAAUGGAAUUCUAGCAGCACAAGGAAUCUCUGAGCAACUGGGUAAGGAAAUAAAUUUGCUAAAGUGUAUCCAGGCAUAUCUGGAUCAGUUACAUCCUCAUCAAAUAAAAGCACAUGAGGAACACCAAAACCUUGACCCAAGAGAGCAACCUACAGUCUUGACCACUGAAGAAGACUUUGCAGAACAUAUUUGGGAAUCUUUAAGUGAUGAUGAGGAUUUCAAAAUGGUUGAAUUAGCAACCAUGCAAGACCUAAGCUCUGUCAAGAACAUGCAGAAAGCAAAAAGUAUGAGUCUAGAAGAAGCAUCACCAAAAUUGAGAAUGCUCAAGUAUUUGUUGGGAGAACUCAAGGCACUAGUAGCAGAACAAGCGGAUUCUGAAAUUCAAAGAUUGAUUAAAGAAGUGGGAGAGUGUAUAUCCCUGCUCUCAGACAUAACUGAAAACACUCACAUGGAAAGAGAAAUAGCUUUAACUUUGCAGACCAUAAGGCAUGAAAAUACUCAGUUACACAGAAAAUUGAAAUCUUUAAGCUACCAACUCAGAGAACAAGAAAAGAUAAUGUAGUCAUCCAAUUGCCUAGACUCCAACUUUGAAUUAAUUUCUAUUCAGUCACUGAAUAUGUCCCUGCAAACCCAGUUGAAGGAGUCAUUAAGGAAUCAGAAGCUGAUGAAGACUAAGAAUGACAAGCUCUUAAAAGUUAUUGAAAGCCAGAAGGAAGAGUACAAAAAGUGUGUCAAACUGUUUCAAGAGCAAGAUAAAAAAGUACUUGAAAAUAGGCAGCACUUUGAGAUGGAGACCACAAAAAUUAAAAUGGAAUUGGAGGAAGCCUUAGCCAGUGUAAAAACCUACCAUUUUAAACUGGAAACAUCUAGAAAAGAAAAGAAAAUCUUGGAGUUAACAGUACAUCAAUGUGAUGCUGAAAUCACCUGGCUAAAAAAACUAACCAGAACUUUGCAGAACAACAUGACACAAUUCCUCACAGACUUCAGUGUGGACAAUGCUUGUUAUAAGCCUGAGAAAAUGCUUACCAUAUCCCUUCUAGACAUUCAUGAAGUACACCUACAGUCUGAACCAUCCCCGCCUCCACUUUCUAUGAAGUACCUUAAAAGUUUAGAAAACAACCAAAUUUAUACUCAAACACAAUCACCAUUUUUAAAAGAAGAUGGAAAAGGGAGAGUGCCAGCUAUGUCUUAUGAAAAUUUCCUAAACCCCGAAGUCUGUAAACAUAAACUCCUAGGGUUAGAUCGUGAAUUAGGGACUCUACCUUAUCAUUCAAAAGUCAUUUCAGAAACAGGGAAUGAGGCUGACACAAUAAUAGAUGAUGAAUUCAGACUGAAUGAUUAGACAAUUUACCUUCCAUUUGCUGUAAGCUCCUCUAAAAAGAAAUCUCUGGUGACCAAUUAA
Monodelphis domestica (gray short-tailed opossum) is the source of this 2085-nucleotide messenger RNA. The record is from RefSeq and is a predicted model, not a curated record. Lineage: Eukaryota; Metazoa; Chordata; Mammalia; Didelphimorphia; Didelphidae.